CCUCAACCACAAUAACGGCCUUCCGAAAUAGCGCAGCUUCGGCGAAAACGAUCCGAUCAACGAAGGUCGGUCGGUGUCUUCUGUGCGUUUUCUUCCUUUAAAUUUGCAGAGAAUCCAAAGACAACUUUUUGGCUCAAUCUUAAUGGGGUCCCUGCACGAGCAACGACGCAACUGUAGAGCUACGACUCGAUUCACAGUCACUGUCUCCACCGCCUUUGAAUUUCUUUCCCCAGAUUUUUAUCGAAUGCAUUGUCGGCAUGAAUCCCUUAGAGGAGAGCGAUUCGGUUUCUCCAAUUGGGGCGAAUUCUUCUUCUGCUCAGUCAGAUUCUGAUGCUGCUGGUGUUUCUUCUGAUCCUGAAUUGAUGAUGAGCAUUGGGUUUUCUUCGUCUCCGACUGGCGGAGGCUCUUGGGCUGAAAACCCAAUGCCAUCUUCUUCUGCACACAACCUGUUCGACGUUAUGCCGAAACCAGAUAAAGUAGCGUCGGAUCCAUUGUCCAUGUGGGGUUCGGGUACUGAUGUGCCUCAACCUCUAGAAGGCCUUCACGGUCAGCUAGUUCCGCCAUUUCUGUGGAAGACCUUUGAUCUUGUUGAGGAUCCUGCGCUUGAUCCGAUUGUGUCUUGGGGUUCAGCAGGGCAGAGUUUUGUGGUUUGGGAUCCUGUGGAGUUUUCUAGAGUGAUUCUUCCAUCUAAUUUCAAGCACAACAACUUCUCCAGUUUUGUCAGACAGCUAAAUACUUAUGGGUUCCGCAAGAUUGAUGCAGACAAGUGGGAAUUUGCAAAUGAUGCCUUCCAACGAGGGAAGAGACACUUGUUGAAGAACAUUCAGAGGCGAAAAUCACCUCAUUCUCAGCAGGUUGGAAGUUUGAUAGGGCCAUCCACUGGACCAGGGAAGUCUGGAUUGGAAGAUGAGAUUGGGAGGUUAAAGAAAGAGAGGAGCAUGUUAAUGCAGGAGGUUGUUGAAUUGCAGCAGGAGCAGAAGGGAACUGCCCAGCAUGUGAAGACGGUGAAUCGACGCCUCCAAUCGGCCGAGCAGAAGCAGAACCAGAUGAUUUCCUUUUUGGCAAAGUUGCUUCAAAAUCCUGAGUUCUUAUUCCGCCUGCAGAAGAAGAAGGAACAGAGAGAUAUUGAUUCCCCAAGGAUGAAACGGAAAUUUGUUAAGCAGCAUCAACACGAAACCGAUGGUUUUACUCCGUUCAUGGAAGGGCAGAUUGUGAAAUAUCAACCGGAUUGGGGAAGUCUCGCCACACCGGAACUGAAUCCAAGCCUGCUUGAAGGACCUGCUGCUUACCUUCUGCAGGGUGUGUCUGGAGAUUUGGGAUCAAUUCCAGAAAGCAUGUCCAGUUUUCAAUAUGAGAAUGAUCCAUCUAGGGAUGUAAUAACGUCUGAGGAAUUAGCAUUCCAUCAUGGAAUUGUAAAACCAACAGAGCUGAGUGUAGAGCCUUCAAACAUGUCAAUGGAGGAUCAACAUUCCAAGGGAAAGGCUAUUGGGAGUCCCUCACAAGAUGUCAAUCCUGACUACUUUGUCUCUUUGGCAGAAAGUAUUCAACAGUUCUCACAUCUUGGAACUGGAAAUGUCAUUAAACCAGAAGAAAUUUGGACCACGGGUUUGAAUGUCGAUACUGGCACGUCCAGUUCAAACACCGAGUUGUGGAGCAAUCCAGUCGAUUUUGAGGAUCCAUUUUUGCAAGGUUCUAGCGGAUUGUCGCCAUUCUGGGACUUAGGUUCGCUGCAGGCUGGAGAUUCACACACGAAUACAUGGUCAGCUUCUGGAUUCCCAUUUGAUGAUCCAGAUAGUCGAGCUUGCCCCGAAAACACAGACGACUCUGAGGAUAAAUAAUCACAGAUUUCAUUAGCCAUUACAUUUGCAGCCGCUAGGAAUGUUAGUUAUCUCUAGAUAAUGGAACUUUAGAUUGAAUGAUUUGCUAGGAAAAUGAAUUGAUUAUGCACUUCCAUUUUAUCUUCCCUUA
Molecule: messenger RNA, 1968 nt
Organism: Cucurbita pepo subsp. pepo (vegetable marrow)
Lineage: Eukaryota; Viridiplantae; Streptophyta; Magnoliopsida; Cucurbitales; Cucurbitaceae
Product: heat stress transcription factor A-3
Biological process (GO): regulation of transcription by RNA polymerase II; cellular response to heat
Cellular component (GO): nucleus
Molecular function (GO): RNA polymerase II cis-regulatory region sequence-specific DNA binding; DNA-binding transcription factor activity
Source: RefSeq, a predicted model, not a curated record